Messenger RNA from Acyrthosiphon pisum (pea aphid), 1663 nucleotides. Its product is annotated as serine protease inhibitor 88Ea-like. Gene Ontology annotation, molecular function: serine-type endopeptidase inhibitor activity. The coding region runs from base 400 to 1383 and encodes 327 amino acids. NCBI's taxonomy places the organism in Eukaryota, Metazoa, Arthropoda, Insecta, Hemiptera, Aphididae. The record is from RefSeq and is a predicted model, not a curated record. The transcript has 6 exons.
AUUGAUUCUUUAUUUUAAAACGAAUAAUACUAUAUACAUUUGUUUUUUUAAUACCAAUAAAAUUAUUUUGUCGAUAUAAAGAAAAAGUCAUCAAAAACCACUGGUUAGCACAUUGUAUCAAUAAUAUCAAUAAAUAGUAAUAUCAUUAACAAAAUAAAAUAUAGCGUUUAUGAUAUAUCUACACGUAUUUAAUUUAUUAUCUACACCACUGAACAACUAUUAGGUACUAACCAACCUUAAAUGUUUUCGAUAAGAACUUUGUAACUGGUUAUAUAAACUUGCUAACGGCUAGUAGUUAGUCAUUCGUGUUCUUGUGUUUUAGUUCAUCGUUGACAUUGAUACCUACUGAUUACGUAGUUUUGGCAGUUUUCGUUAUUGGAACCAAUAAACGAUAAGGAGAUGCAUUGGCUGUGCAAGUGUGUUAUCGGUUUGGUGAUGUUGGCCACCACUACCUGGUCAUCGACGGUGGCGGGCGUAACACAGAAAUGUGUGCCCCCCGGACCAGGGCCGUCGCUGAACAACACUCUUUACGGCAAGUCUUACCUGUACAAACUAGAGCAGGAAUUCAGCAUUAAACUUUUGCAAACUCUUGCGACCUCUUCGAAUAAAAAUAACUUGAUAUUCUCGCCACACAGCAUAUACAUGGUUAUUUUGAUCACUUACUUCUGGAGUAACGAAAAGAACUUAAGGAGUUUCCUCCAUCUACCGCCAGACCAGGACAAAAUGAGCGUGAUACAAGCGUACCGUAUGGAUAAACUGUUCCUUUCAAAGAGAGCAUUGAACACCAGCGCAGAUUACAAGUUCAGCUCGGUUAACGGUAUAUUCUACCAAUAUCCGAUAGAAGAGUGCAUUGCUGAAUUAUUGAAGGACGAGAUGCACAAAAUUGAUUUCGCUGUCAAUCCCGAACUGGCUAACAAGUACAUCAACAACUGGGUGUCCAACCACACCAACCAGAUAAUCAAGGAUUUAUUUCCCGUGGGGAUGAUCACCUCUCGGACGAUACUUGUGCUGGCAAACGCGGCGUACUUCAACGGCUAUUGGAGCUCGGGUUUUGACAGCACGGAAAAUGAUAUGUUUUACACGUCACCCUCCAAGUACGAGUAUGUAACGAUGAUGAAAAAAACUGCAGUCUUCAAAAUAUCGAACUCCAGCGAGUUGGGCUCGCGCAUCAUAGAACUCCCGUACAAAGGCGGUGACAUUAGUCUGUUCGUGAUCCUGCCAAAUGUCAACGAAGAACACGGAAUUAGUCAGCUUAGUAAGAUGCUAAGUACGAACACUAUUCAAAAUAUUGUCUCGUCAAGCCAAUGGAGGUUGGAUUAUGUCAAUGUGUAUCUGCCCAAGUUUAACGCCACACAUACAAUUGGUGACCUCAGGGAGACUUAACUGGAAUUGAUUUUACUGCCAAAUCAUCAUAUAUUUCCCAAUUGUUAUUUAACCUUCUACAAUACGCUUUAUAGUGACCUACACCACUUAUGUCUCCGGUCAAUGAACAAAUACCUCUGAGUUCAUAGUUCACAUUUUGAACACUUAGUACAGGAGGGAUAUCUGAUAGUUUUAUAAGUACAUUGGUUCUUGGAUGAUUUUGGCUGGUAAAUCCUAAAAUUAUUUUAUUUAUUAAUUAAACGUAUAUUAUUUUAAAUACAUAAGAUUAUACAUUUAUACA